GAGCGCCAGAUGCUUGCAGAGCUUGACGAGAUGCCCACCUUCCCCGACGGUGAGCGCUCGGGCAAAGGCCAGGGCACGGGCCGCUUCACCCAGCGCAAGCGCCAGGAGUUUGCCUCGAUGCGGGACACCAUCACCACCGAGGUGUCAGAGUCGGUUGCCAAGACCAUCACCUCCAAUCACAACACGUUGCUCAAGAUGCUGUCGUCCAUGCAGGGCGAAGUGGCAAAACAAUCCAGUGCCAUCGAGAGCCAGGUUCAAUCGGCGAUCGCACCCAGACUCGACUCGCUCAACAGACGCCUACAAGCCCAGCUUGACGAGCAGAAGCGCAGCAUCGACGCGCUGGAGGGCAGAGCCGACGAGCAUGACAAGUCCAUCCAGGAUCUUCAAGACCAGCUGGCGGAGCUACGUCGCCAGAUGGCCAUCGCUGAACAGACUCCCAGGAAGCAGCUGGCUGCUCCCACCUCCUUCGACCGCGAGGAGGACACCACGAUCGUUGUUGCCGUCUCACAGCGACCGACUACCUUGGCGUCAGUGGUCUCAACGCUACGCCCGUGGCUCGGCGAGAAUGGCUUUGAUGACGAACAGUAUGAAAUCAAGCAGAAGGGUGAGUCCCCGGCCAGGAGGUUCGAGAUCUGCUUCUCGGGCUCGGCCACCAUCGCCUCGCGCCGUGCCAGCAAGGCCACCUCGCUCCUCAAGGGACCCGACGGCUGGAAAGAGUUCUGGGUCGACCCUCCAGGCGCCGAGCGAUGCCGUUUGCACCUCGGCCCCGACAAGUCACCCAAGCGCAUCAAGACCGAGGUCACCCUCCGCAAGGCCAGGGCGAUCAUCGAGCUGCAGUACCCAGGCAAGCGAUUCUACUCCGACCGCGAGCAUGGCGCCCUCUCCAUUGGGUGGGACAAGAUCAUGCACGCCAACGUCUUCCAUGGCGACACCCCGCCCAAGAUCUACUGGGACUCUGCGCAGCUCGCCAAGCACGCCAUGGCUAUCGACACGCUCCGCAAUGCUGUCAAGGCUGGCGGGGAUAAGGCCAUCCUGAAGAGAAAGUAUGUUCUCAGUCUUCGUCCCCUCUCCACGGUCAUCGCGCUGCAGGAGGUGCACCAGGACCACUUCCAGCUCGACUCGUUCUUCCGAUCGAUUGCGUCGGGCCUCGCGAUCCACUCCAGCUUCAUCUCUGACGCAGAUGACGGGCAUCGGCGGGGUGGGGUUGCUGUGGUGCUUCCGCCGUUGGCUUGUCAGGGCCUCACCGCUCCGUCCUCAUCAUCCACUGUUCUGGUUCCUGGCCGAGUGAUGCUAGUCCGAGUUUGGGAUGACUGCCGCACGCUCGACAUUUUCAACAUUCACAAUCAUGGUCUGUCCGCCCAGCAAGUUCGUGAAGUGGCUGCUGCGAUACGAGUAUCGCAACGUGCUGCCGCCCUCGACCCCGACAUGUACACCACCUUUGUUCUCGGGGACUUCAAUUUUGCCACGCACGAGGCUCUCGCUCUCGCUGCCCCCGCGGCGGCCGUGCGCAAGCUGUCGAAGUGCCACCACGUGCAGGCGCCCAAGUGGCGCCAGGCCCUCGCCCUCCUGACCGAGAUUGCGUGCGAGGACCCCACGCACUACGAGAAGUUCAACGACUCGUGCGCGACGAUCGACCGCGUCUUCUGCUCGAUCACGGGCUGGCAGCUCUGCCAGCUGUUUGUCCAGAUUGGCACGCUUGGCUCGCCGGCGGCCGUCGCUGCCGUUGUUCUCUCGCUUGCCUGCCGCCCGCCUCGUCCAGUGGAGUCCCGCCCCAUCCCCAAGCACCUGUUCUCUGAGCCUGGUUUCAAGCGUCGCCUGGAGGGGCUGUGCUCCUGCAUCCCGCGGGACUCCAUGUCGCCCCCGUUCAAGGUUGAAAAGUACAAGGAGCUUUUGAAGAUUUCGGCCGCGGAGACCAGGGACGCCCUCUUUCGAGACAGACCACAUCACCCGCACACCUGCCUCCUGCUCGCUCGCGCCCUCGCCCGUGUGGUUUGGAGACAAGACCUACGCAUGGCUUCCAGGCUCCAGGACUCCCACCCCCUAGCCAUAGACAUGAUAUCGAUUACCAACGGGAAGGUCGAGAUCCGCCACCCGCCGUCCUUCCAGGCUUGGGUCGACCAGGUCCAGACUGAGGCUGCUGAGUCCGCGAAGGCCUUCCCGUCCCUGAAUCAGGACUUCCUCAUUCUCUCCCUUAGGGCCCUCAAGCUGCCCGAGGCUUUCGUGUCCUUCGUCGCGUUCCUAUAUGCAUCGGUGGAAGGGGUUGUCUCGCACCUAGGCUCGCUUGUGCACAUCUUCUGGAUCCAGAGCGGCAUCAUCCAAGGUUGUGCCUUAUCAGGCACUCUCUAUGCGUUGAGUACGGCUGUCUUCUUGGUCGACCUGGCGUCUCGGGUGGAGGCCGCUGGCCUUGGCCUGGUUCGGGCCUGUGCUGAUGACAUUGGGGGCGCGUUAUUGGCCAUACGCCACCUAGUUCAUGUAUAUCGGGUUAUGAAGAUGGCCUCGGACUUGGCCAACCUCGCCUUGAAGGUCUCGAAAUGCAAGAUUGUCCCGCUGUCUGACAGGUUCUCGCCCAACCUCUCCGCCACAGUCUCCUACUGGGUCUCCCAUCUGGUCCCCGAGUGGAGCUCGUUCGAGGUGGCUCCCAAGCUGCUCUACCUGGGCCUCUGGUUGGGGCCUGCUGUUGUUCCGUCCACUUCGUGGAUUGACCCCGUCGCCAAAUUGCGUCUCAGGGCCCAAGCCAUCGGGCGGGGAACCGCUCCCGCCAGCCUUUCCGCUACACUGUACAAUACUCGGGCCGUCACGACCAUAUCUUACGUUGCCCAAUUCUGCUGGCCACCAGCGUCCGUGCUGCAGCCUGAGUUGUCGACGCUCGCGCAGGUGUUCCGCAUCCCGCUCGGCACUUUCGCCCUCGACUUCUGGACGCAGAUCGCUCAGUGGGGCGGCCCGCGCUGCACGCGGUGGGGGCACCUGGCGGUCGCCACCAUCACGCGGGCUGCGCUGCACACGUUCCCUGGCUGGGAGAGGCUUCUCCAGCAGCUGAGGAACCACGCGAGCUCUGCCCCGUACGAUGCCACCCUGUCCAUGCUGGCGACCGGCAAGCCGUGCCCGUCCUUCUGGUUGGCCCCCGCAUUUGUGGAGAACCUGGAGCUGGCUGCGGCUCACGAAGCGCUGCGGGCCUAUGCGGUGAUGAACAAGCCUAUCACGGACCUCUUCGUGCUGCGCCUGAGGAAGUUCGCUGGCAGGUCGGCGGGCCUCUUAUCGCACAUCGACUGGGGCGUGUGCAAGAGCGUCCUCGCCCGCUGCCCGUGUUCGUGGGCCAUGGCAGUCCUGCGCACUUGGUCUGAUGGCUGGAUGACUUCGGCCCGUAUCAUCUCUCCUGACGGGCAGAAGCAUUGCGUUUUUGGUUGUCUCGGCAAGCUCGACUCGUUGCGGCACUAUGCGAGAUGCCCCGUCAUGCACCGUGCCCUUCGACAGGCUCUCGCGAGACCGUUCCCGCUCCCGUGGAUGUCCAGAUGGGGCUUAUCUGAGCCCUCGCUGGCCACCUUCUCGGCAAUGGCGGCCGCCUACAACAUGUACAACGAAGCGAGGCUGGCGCCCGUGUGGCCCCUGUCCCCGCCCCUCCUCCGCAGCUGCGCUCUCGCUGGUGUACGUUCGAUGCAGCUUGCGUCACCGCUGAAGUGCUCGGAGAUCGACCGCGACCAGCUCGGCCGACGGGACUACCUCAUCCGCACUUCCAGCGACACCGCCAGCUACGUGCUCUCCCUCGGCGUCGGCGACUUCCUCCCCACCUUCCUCCGCGCCCCCGCCGUUGACGCGCCCCACUUCAACUCUGAGAGCGACCCCAUCUCCUCCAACGGCGUUGAGAACUCCACGGAUGGCGGCCGCCUGCUCAUCAUUGUCGCCGCCGGCCCCAAUUUCGCCCUGUGCUUCUGUGUCGCCGUCCCCGCCAGUGACGCUCUCGUCUACGGGCUCGCUUGCCUCGUCGCCUCCCAUCGGCGUUAG
Molecule: messenger RNA, 3999 nt
Organism: Prorocentrum cordatum
Lineage: Eukaryota; Dinophyceae; Prorocentrales; Prorocentraceae
Source: the annotation of a GenBank genome assembly